ACAAUUGGAAAGCUUUUGGAUGCAUAUUGGAUCCAAUCAAAUGAUUCCAAACCAAAAACAUCCGGUAAUUACUACCGCCUUGUACAGAGCUAUCUAUUCGCGAGUCCCAACAGUAACAUUGACGUACGAGAAGAUGUAUGCUUGGGAUUGAAUAGUACAUGUGGUGUUAAUUUGGAAACAAUGCAGCAUUUGUUUUUGCCUCAAUCAUGUGAAGAAAUACUCAUUGAUGUUAAAUAUCUAGGAAUGAGGUAUGCUUGUCAAAAAUUGUUCAAACCUUCGAAUACGGAAAUGGGACCUUGUUAUGUUUCGAAUAGUCUAUUUUCUUAUGAUAUGAUGUACGAUAAACUACCAUUCAAAUAUACUAUUGAAAAUCAUGAAGCAGCAUUAGAGUUUAGAUAUAGACAAAUCGAUACCGUCAGUUUCAUGCUUUAUAUCCACAGUCCCGAGGAGUUGCCAUAUCCUCUGAUGCCCAAUUUUAGACUUCGAAAAUCAGGAGCAUAUAUGCACUACUCAUUGAACACAAUAGAAGUGUUCAACUAUCCUGAUGUAAAUAGACAACCAAUGAAACAAAGAGAAUGUCGAUAUCCUUUCGAGAACAUCACAAACGAUCUACCAUAUAGCUUCACAAACUGUUUUCUACAACGAAGGAUACAAACGGAAUUGAAAUUCUGUAAUUGCACAAUUCCAACGUCGCCAAGAGAAUCAAAAACACUAUCUAUGACGAAACAAAUGCUUUCAGCAGAUGAACAGCCAUGCAUGCAAUCAUGUUAUGAAAUGGAGAUCAAUAUUAUAGGUGAAAAUAUAAUGAAAACAGCCAACGAGACCGACAAUGGAAACGUGAGGGUGGAAAUAAUGAAUAUACCUACGAAUCGCUAUGAACGACGAGUUUCUCGCACUAACUUGGAUUUCGUAGUUGCCUUAGGAGGAGUAGGAGGUCUGUUUUUCGGGAUUUCAUUACUCAGCAUCAUUGAAGUAUUCUACUUUUGUCUACAUCGUUCCUUUACCAACUAUCCUAGUAAAAAUUGA
Molecule: messenger RNA, 1026 nt
Organism: Malaya genurostris
Lineage: Eukaryota; Metazoa; Arthropoda; Insecta; Diptera; Culicidae
Product: sodium channel protein Nach-like
Exons: 9
Coding region: 181-1026 (281 amino acids)
Biological process (GO): sodium ion transmembrane transport
Cellular component (GO): membrane
Molecular function (GO): ligand-gated sodium channel activity
Source: RefSeq, a predicted model, not a curated record